Messenger RNA from Alligator sinensis (Chinese alligator), 5087 nucleotides. It is a transcript of the gene TRIM36, whose product is annotated as tripartite motif containing 36. Gene Ontology annotation, molecular function: zinc ion binding; protein binding. The record is from RefSeq and is a predicted model, not a curated record. Lineage: Eukaryota; Metazoa; Chordata; Crocodylia; Alligatoridae. The transcript is spliced from 10 exons. The coding region runs from base 682 to 2877 and encodes 731 amino acids.
AUUAGUACAGUCAUCUUCCUUCACUACCAUGCCUUCUAGGCUGAUGUUCAGCUCAUGCCCUUUCACUCCACCUCAUCUCCGGAGGAGGCCAGCUGGUUUCAUGUUCUUUGCUGUGCAUCUCUCCCUUCCCUUGUGGGUUAAAACAGUCCGAUUGUAAGGGGGAAGGGAAAGGCACUUCCCACGUUCUGACCAAAUAAAGGCAGGGGGCUGCCCUGCUCCUCUGCUUUCUGCUCCCUGCCUGUUUUGACUUGGACCCACCAAAUUUCAAGCCCAGACUGGAGUACUUCAUGUUACACACCGGAACCAGACUGCCUUUGUGGUGUGUUGUUCCCAGCUUAAAGAGAGAUGCCCGAGGGGGAGGAGAAACACAGGCCCUUUAGGAGGAGCUUGUAUGUCCCAAGUUCACCUAAUACAUUUUCACAGCAGCUCUCACUUUUUUCCGUUAGCUCAUCUUCUCCCUGACCACAUCACCAAUGCAAUCAAUCAAGGCAGCUCCCUGUCUCUUUCCUUUUAGUCCUUCAGAGCACAGCUCAGGGCGGUUGGGUUUUUUCUGGGGGGAGGAGGGUUCCCACCUUCCCCCCUUUCUGGGGGCAAAUCUCCUGCCCAGAGCAGCGUGGAGAAGUCCUUGCCCUUUAGGAGGCUGCCGGGCGUGUGGGCAUCCGCCGGCAAAGGUUGCCAGCCAUGUCCGAGUCAGAUGAAGGGAAGCAGUUCGGCUACAUCAUGGAGUUGAUAGAAAAAGGCAAGGUUACCAUUAAGAACAUUGAACGAGAGCUUAUCUGCCCAGCAUGCAAGGAGUUAUUUACUCACCCACUGAUCCUCCCAUGUCAGCACAGUAUCUGUCACAAAUGUGUGAAAGAAAUUCUGUUCUUCACACUUGAAGACUCUUUUACUGAUGCGGGCUCCGAAUCAUCCAAUCAGAGUAGCCCUCGUAUUCGAAUCCAUUCUCCUAGUAUGGAUAGAAUUGAAAGGGUUGCUAGAUCGGGCUGGAAACGCAAUUCAUUGACUCCUAGAACCACCAUCUUUCCUUGUCCUGGCUGUCGGAAUGAUAUAGAUCUGGGAGAACGUGGCAUCAAUGGCUUAUUCCGAAACUUCACGUUGGAAACUAUAGUGGAAAGAUACAGGCAGGCAGCCAGGGCAGCCACAGCUAUUAUGUGUGAUCUCUGCAAACCUCCACCUCAAGAAUCCACAAAGAGUUGCAUGGACUGCAGUGCAAGCUAUUGCAAUGAAUGCUUCAAAAUACAUCAUCCUUGGGGAACUGUAAAAGCCCAGCAUGAAUAUGUUGGACCAACUACUAACUUCAGGCCUAAGAUUUUGAUGUGCCCAGAACAUGAAAUGGAGAGGGUGAACAUGUAUUGUGAAAUCUGCAGACGGCCUGUUUGUCAUCUUUGUAAACUGGGUGGGUCUCAUGCAAACCAUAAAGUAACGACCAUGAGCAGUGCCUACAAAACUCUCAAGGAGAAGCUUUCAAAGGAUAUUGAUUACCUCAUUAGUAAGGAGAGCCAGGUAAAAGGUCAGAUUUCUGAACUGAGUCUCUUGAUGAAAGAAACACAGUGCAAUGGGGAGAGAGCUAAAGAAGAAGCAUCUCAUAAUUUUGACAAGUUGUUUGAUGUUUUGCAAGAGAGGAGAUCAUCUGCUCUCAGGGCAAUUGAUGCUUCUAAGAAUUUAAGACUGGAGAAACUGCAGACUCAAAUAGAGGAAUAUCAGGGACUUCUGGAAAACAAUGGCCUUGUAGGAUAUGCCCAAGAAGUGCUUAAAGAAACAGACCAAUCUUGCUUUGUUCAAACAGCAAAACAGCUUCAUGUCAGAAUACAGAAAGCUACUGAAUCUCUGAAGAGUUUCAGACCAGCAGCUCAAGCUUCUUUUGAAGACUUUGUGCUUGAUACAGCCAAGCAAGAGGAGACUCUUGGAGACUUGUCUUUUUAUUCCAGUGGUCUAGAUGUACCAGAGAUCAAUGAGGAGCAGAGCAGAAUGUAUAAUAAAGCUUUGAUCAGUUGGGAGCAGCCAGGGAAGGCAGAGUUAGCUGAUACCUAUAUCCUUGAAUAUCGUAAGCUUAAUAGAGAAGAGGAGAAUGCAAUGUGGCAGGAGACUGAAGUCUGCAACAGAAGUAAAGUAAUCUCUGACCUUGAUAACAACAGCAGCUAUGCUUUUAGAGUCCGAGGCUAUAAAGGGUCUAUCUGUAGCCCAUGGAGCAGGGAAGUUAUCUUGCACACACCUCCAGCUCCAGUCUAUAGUUUUCUCUUUGAUGACAAGUGUGGCUACAACCAAGAACGUCUUGUGCUGAAUGCAAGGAGAAACUCUGUGGAAAGUCGGGCUGGAUUUCCUCUGCUGCUAGGAGCCGAACGUAUCCAAGUGGGGUGUUACGUGACUCUUGACUACAUCAUCGGAGACACAGGAAUCACAAAAGGGAAGCACUUCUGGGCUUUUCGUGUGGAAUCCUAUUCAUACCUGGUGAAAGUGGGAGUUGCAUCUAGUGCUAAAAUACAAGAGUGGUUCCAUAAUCCCCGUGAUGUAACCAGCCCAAGGUAUGAGCAAGACAGCGGUCAUGACAGCGGGAGUGAAGAUACCUGCUUUGAAUCAUCUCAGCCUUUUACAUUGGUUACUUUAGGCAUGAAGAAAUUCUUUAUUCCCAAGGCACCUACUGCUCCCAAAGAUUCUGCCAACAGGAUUCUUCCCAUGCCGUCUUGUAUAGGAAUCUGCCUGGACUAUGACAAAGGCAAAGUUGGAUUCUAUGAUGCUGACCACAUGAAAUGCCUUUAUGAGCGCCAGGUAGAUUGUUCGGGUACAAUGUAUCCGGCAUUUGCAUUAAUGGGCAGUGCAGGGAUUCAUCUUGAGGAGGCCAUCACAGCAAAGUAUUUGGAAUAUCCAGAUGAUGUGUAGUGCAUAUCUCUACAAAUUGCUGUUUUGAGAUCAGAAAUGAAAGCAGAAGGAUCUGCCUUAGCAUAAAUUCUUGAAUAAUUACAUCCUGUUUAAGUGUUCUUGUCGCACUCAGGCUUUUUGGUCUUAUUUUUUUAUGCACAAAACUGAACAUGAUCUAAUCUCUCUACCAACUCUCUAGAGGGGACAUCCUUCUAUUCACUGUGCUGCCUUUUUGUUGUGUGGUAACCCACAUUCCACAAAUGUAUGAAAAAAAAGUUUUAUUAGCAACCUGGUUGCUUUACUUGACCUAGGAACCUGCCUUUUAUGCAAGUUAAAUCAUCUAUCUAGUUGGUACUGUUGACAUCACAUUCCAUUUUUUAAUGGAGUAAGACCCACAUAGUCUAUUUUAUUGCUGUUAUUUUCUGUAUAUGCUCUUCAUUUUAAAAGAAGCCUGUCUGAAUGAGUUUGAGGAGUUCUUGUAACUAAAUCCUAAGCAACACUGAGGUUUGCACCAGUUGAAAGUACAAAGCACUAGGAUAUCAAAACUACAGUUGAACCUGGCUUGUAUUUGAAAGGGGAAAAUAAUAUUAAAAGAAUGGUAUCACAUAGCCUAUAAUCACACUAAGUGUAUAAAAUGAUGACCUGUAAAACUGGUGUAUAGCUCUUCUAUUAAGAGCUCUUACUAUUCCAGGGUUUUAGUAUAGACUGGAUAAAAUAUAUUGAGAAGUGCAGUUUGUCUUGAAAUAUUUGAUUUCAUUGUCUGUGUAACUAUGGGCAUGUAUAAUAAUGGUACUUGGUCUUUUUCUGCGCAAAAAAUAAUUGAAUAAUUGUCAUAAGUGAUAAAACAUAAGCGACUUUUAAAUUUAAAUUAAUUCAGGUAUUUCUGUUAAUAAAUAUUUUAUAAGUUAACUUUGGAUCCAAUAAAGGAAUGUUUUUAAUAAGAAUAAGUUAAGAAAAUGCACUGAUUAAGUUUGAGAUUUUUUUUUUUUUGCCUUAAAGUGUCUUUAGUUUAAGUGUCUAUUCCUGUUCCAUUAAACUCUGAUGAUUAUCUGUGUGGUAAUGAUUGAAAGGAAUCUGUGCAAAAAUGACUGAAGUACCUGCAUUGUUGGUUUUAGUCUAGUUUGUGAAAGAUGAACCUCUGUGGAAAAUAAUUCUGAAACAAAUGUCUAGUGUUCUGUUUUGAUUGUGAUAGUAAUUUUGCUGGCUGUAUAUGGAGUAAGUUUACAAGCUGUGCUAAGUACAAGUAUAUGAAUUGGAAUUUAAAUACUACAGCAUUUUUGAUUGAGGAUAUUGGGGUCAUUCUGGAUCAUAAGCAUAAAACAUAUUAACUUUAUUUUGCAUUAAUUUAAUAUGUACCACCUAUGCAAUAACUUUAUUAGACAGGGGAUUGAUAGUACUUUAAAAUCCCAGUAUGUUUGUCAAUUAAAGUAUGAUCCAGCCAGGGAACUUCUGGUGUAUGCAUUUCCUUAUUUGAGUUGAACAUUGAUUGAUUUGGCACUGGGCAUUACUUGAAUAUUUCAGACACAUUCAGUAUGAUAAUACAUGGUGCUUACUCCAGUUUAAUAAAUGCAAAUAUACUAUCAUCAAGUAUAUGGAAGCAAAUUAUUUCUUUUUAACUACAAAGGGAAGAAAACAGUUCAGUGAUACUUGCCUGCCUCUAAGUGUUUGUUUGUUUUUCAAAACUUGUUUCUUCCUACAAAAUAGCACUUUACAACAUAAACUAAGCUAAGAAUUUGUGGUGGUUGAGUGGAUCUGUGCAAUAUAGUUGUUUUAAAACCAUUGGUGACUACUGUGUGAUCUCAAAGCUUUGUGCAGGUGUAAAAAAAAUCACAAAAUGUUUUUUUCAUAAUAUAUUUAAAGCUUUAACAGGAAGGCCUUGUUUAAAAAUAUUCUGUAAUGUAAAUGUAACUUCACUUUGGCUUUUUUAAAAAUAAAAACUUAAAUGUAAUAGUUGGGUCACUCACAUUCUUAUAUCCUGGCUUUAAACUGUGUUGCUGAUAGAUGCAAAAAAUGACUGACAUUCUUAGUAGAAGUAGUUUGUCCUGUUUAACAACAGUAAAUAUCUGGGCAUUAUAACAGUAUGUUAAGUACUCAUGGAGCCCUGGUUAUUAGUUUUUUUGGUAUAGCGGAUGAGUCUAUUCUGAAUUUUUUGUGAUUGCUUUUUGUUUGAAUUGUAUGCCUGAAAAUUGACUUCCCCUAAGGUGUACACCAUGAAAAUCGGAUGUUAAGAA